AGUGUCAAAGCAGGCGGAAGUGGUACUGCCCUGAAUACGCUUAGCAGCAAGCGGAGGACGGCCUGAUAAACUCAUCUUUCAGAGAAUAAAAUCGGGAUUCCACGUACGCUCUAAAUCCUAAAAGAUGGAUAAGAACGACCUGGUGCAGAAAGCCAAGCUUGCAGAGCAGGCCGAGCGCUACGACGACAUGGCGGCUGCCAUGAAGGCUGUGACGGAGCAGAGCUCGGAGCUCAGCAACGAGGAGCGAAACCUCCUCUCUGUCGCCUACAAGAACGUUGUGGGGGCCCGGCGUUCCUCCUGGCGCGUCAUCUCCAGCAUCGAGCAUAAGGCAGAAGAGAAGAAAAAGCAGAUGGCUUCAGAAUACCGCUUGAAGAUUGAGAAUGAACUCAGAGAAAUCUGCGAGGAUGUGCUGAGACUCCUCGACGAAUUCCUUAUUGCCAAUGCAAGUCAGCCGGAGAGUAAGGUGUUCUACCUCAAAAUGAAAGGAGACUACUACAGAUACCUGUCCGAGGUGGCCAUUGGGGAUGAUAAGAAGAGAACGGUGGAACAGUCUCAGCAGGCUUACCAGGGCGCCUUCGACAUCAGCAAGACGGAAAUGCAGCCGACGCACCCCAUCCGACUGGGCCUGGCCCUCAACUUCUCCGUCUUCUACUACGAAAUCCUCAACUCUCCUGAGCAGGCGUGCACUCUGGCCAAACAGGCUUUCGAUGACGCAAUCGCCGAGCUCGACACCUUGAACGAGGACUCGUACAAAGACAGCACGCUGAUAAUGCAGCUACUAAGGGACAAUCUCACUCUGUGGACAUCAGAAAACCAGGGAGAUGAGGCCGAAACCGGCGAUGGAGAGAACUAGAGCGCACUUCACUGUUAACCCAUCCCCACUCUCUUCCUCUUCCUUUUAUCUCUCUUCCUCUUUCUUCUCUUCUUCCUCUCUUCGUACACAUAAACAGCCCAUUCAUUCCCUCGUCCCACUUGUUCAAGCCCAGCCUCCCAACUUCCCUUCUGUAUAACCAGCAGCAUGAAUAGUACCUGACCUUCACAAAUGAAUUUGAAAAAAUAAAAAGACCUGAAGACCUCUCCCACCUUCCCUCCAUUGGUCAUGGCACUCCAGUGCCAGCCAGCACGCCACAGCCACUGGCUGGCCUCGUCUUAUAACAAGCACGGAGGGUUUUAAUCCACUCCCAUAAAAUUAUGUUUUUACUCUAGUUUUUAAUCUCUCGCCUCUAUUCCUUUCUUUCUCUCCCACCCCACUCCUCCUCCCUAACAUCUCAGUAUGUUCUCUCCCCCUCUUUUGCGAGAUCAUGGAUUUACAUAGUUGUUCAUCCCUUUUUUUGUCCUUCUGGCUAUUAGUGUACUGGCAAAAAAAACUGGCUGGUUUUAUUCCACUUUAAACAACAACAACAAAAAACGUUAUUAAACUGUCCGUUUAUUUCCAACAAA
Molecule: messenger RNA, 1440 nt
Organism: Solea senegalensis (Senegalese sole)
Lineage: Eukaryota; Metazoa; Chordata; Actinopteri; Pleuronectiformes; Soleidae
Gene: ywhaba
Product: tyrosine 3-monooxygenase/tryptophan 5-monooxygenase activation protein, beta polypeptide a
Exons: 7
Coding region: 125-853 (242 amino acids)
Biological process (GO): signal transduction
Cellular component (GO): cytoplasm
Source: RefSeq, a predicted model, not a curated record